UUCAGAGCAUAUUCAAUGAUAAGGCUUCUUAUCUGUCCUCAUUAUGCACCCUUACCCCCCGUAGUGUCUGUACAGAGGAGCAGGCGGAAAGGAUGCUGAAGUAACGCGGGAUGCAGUGGAGUGAAAACACCGUGGGAGGAAGGCUCAGAGUGAACCAGCCGGGGGUGAAACACGAAUGGCUUCUCCACAGCUGCCUCCAGGAGAUAAGGAAGGCACACAGCCAGAUCAACCCGACGCCCUUGACCGGGCUUCAGCUGCGCUACAUGCCCGCAAAUCGGGCGCAUCAACAGGAGGAGCAGCCCCGGGGGAGGGCUACUGUAACCCGGCCCGCAGCUGCCAUGACCGGUGUCAUACAGCACCAAGGACGGCGCCGCGCAAAGGAGGCGCGGAGGUUAAACUCGGUCAGCUCAGCGAGGAGAAAGUCCGAGUUUGUUGUGACGAGGAAUUAGAGACAUCCUUCACCUACAUAGAUGAGAAUGUUAACUUAAGACUGGCCAGUCCGGAGACUAGUUGUAAAAGUACUCACAGGCCUGUGCGCAACGGGGAGCCUUGUUCGGAGACUUUACCAGAGUUUUCCUUCAUGUCCGAGGAUGAUCUCUCCUUCGGGGAGGGCUCCGGGUCUUCAAUAGACUACGGCUUUAUCAGUGCAGUCACGUUCUUAGUCACAGGGAUCUCCUUGGUGAUCAUCUCCUACGCCGUGCCUCGGGAUGUGGAGGUGGAUCGUGACAGCGUGUCAGCGAGGGAGAUGGAGAGGUUGGAGAUGGAGAGCGCACGGAUUGGUGCCCACCUGGAUCGGUGCGUCAUAGCGGGACUGUGCCUGCUCACUCUGGGCGGCGUGGUUCUCUCCACGCUGCUGAUGAUCUCCAUGUGGAAAGGGGAGAUGUACAGGAGAAAGGUGAUCGCUUAUACCAAGCGAUCAGCCAAACAGUACGGCUCCAUCAGCCUGAAGACUAGAUCCAGUCCCAGCCACUCCUCUGCGCAUAAUUUAUCUCUGGAGGAGGAAAUUGAGGAAACUUUGGCUUAAAAUGCUGCUUUAGAUUUGAAACUUUUUUAUUAUUACUGAGGGAUUAAU
Cheilinus undulatus (humphead wrasse) is the source of this 1072-nucleotide messenger RNA. Its product is annotated as transmembrane protein 74. NCBI's taxonomy places the organism in Eukaryota, Metazoa, Chordata, Actinopteri, Labriformes, Labridae. The transcript is spliced from 2 exons. Bases 176 to 1024 code for a protein of 282 amino acids. The record is from RefSeq and is a predicted model, not a curated record.